Messenger RNA from Lactuca saligna, 567 nucleotides. NCBI's taxonomy places the organism in Eukaryota, Viridiplantae, Streptophyta, Magnoliopsida, Asterales, Asteraceae. The record is from the annotation of a GenBank genome assembly.
AUGGAUACUUCACAAAAACAAUUGAAAAAUGCUUUUGAUAAUCUAAAAGCUAAAUACAUAGGAUGGAAAUAUUUGAGAAACAAGUCACGGAAUUUAUACAAUGCUCAAAGAAAUUCAUUUGCAUUAGUGAACACAGAAUGGGAAGAAUUCAAGAAGGGUCAUCCAAAGGCAGGAUCAUUGAGGACACACACAUUGCCUUAUCCCAACCUUUGUGCAUCUUUGUUUGAUGGAGGUAGUGCCAGCAGUAGCAAUAAAUGGACCUCUACUAAAACGACACUCGCAGAUACAUCAUCUUCUUCUCAUCGUGUCCAAAGAAUUCUGACUGAUGACAACCCUUUUAAUGGCCUAGAAGAUGAUGAUGAUGACGCUUCCAAUGACACUAGUGCUCGAGCUCCUAGUGAUAAAGCAUAUGGUGCUUCUACGUAUAGGUUCGAUAAAAGGGUUAAAACCAAUGAUGCUUCUACUGAUAGGACCGAUAUGGAUAAAGCCUCUAAAACCUCUAUUAGUCUUAAUGAUUUGAGUCUUGAUAUGCAUAAAGCUCUGCAACAUUUGGUGAACAGCAAGUAA